Eutrema salsugineum is the source of this 171-nucleotide messenger RNA. RefSeq names its product 40S ribosomal protein S29-like. NCBI's taxonomy places the organism in Eukaryota, Viridiplantae, Streptophyta, Magnoliopsida, Brassicales, Brassicaceae. The record is from RefSeq and is a predicted model, not a curated record. Gene Ontology annotation, molecular function: zinc ion binding; structural constituent of ribosome. Gene Ontology annotation, cellular component: cytosolic small ribosomal subunit. Bases 1 to 171 code for a protein of 56 amino acids. The transcript is spliced from 3 exons.
AUGGGUUUCUCAACGAUUUGGAAUUCUCAGUCGAAGAAGUAUGGCACUGGAUCUCGCACCUGGCGUGUGUUCGGGAAUUCCGAGGGGCUGAUCAGGAAGUAUGGUCUGAACUGCUGCAGACAGUAUUUCUGCAGCAAUGCCAAGGAGAUUGGAUUCAUCAAGUACCGUUAA